Argiope bruennichi is the source of this 4542-nucleotide messenger RNA. RefSeq names its product leucine-rich repeat-containing protein 40-like. Bases 297 to 2171 code for a protein of 624 amino acids. Lineage: Eukaryota; Metazoa; Arthropoda; Arachnida; Araneae; Araneidae. The transcript is spliced from 16 exons. Gene Ontology annotation, molecular function: protein binding. The record is from RefSeq and is a predicted model, not a curated record.
UUCAAGAAAGUAAAUAUUGUGUUGUGCUGUAAAUGAGCAAAACACUGAAUUGUGUAACUGAUUGAUUAAUGCUCCUGAUUAACACAUUGAAGUUCAUUUCUAUCUGAAUACUUAAAUUGCUUUUCUAGAAAAAUUUAUAUUUUUUCUUAAUGUAUUUAUUUCACUACUAAGAAAUAAAAGUUUUGUCAGUCAAGCUACUUGCCGCUUCCUUCUUAGCUUAUGGUUCUAGACAACUGCCUAGUUGAGAAUCUGUCAGUGAUUUAGUGAACAACACUUCUCUUGAAAAGGUUAGAAUAAUGUCUUCAAAACUGCAAGAAAUCAAAGCAAAGGCUUUAGCUGAGAAAAAAAAGCAAGUAAGUUCAGCCAAAGGUAAUGUUGAAUCUUGCUUCUUCCGUCAACUGAAGGAAGCAUCACUUCAUCCAAGAAUCAUCAAACAAGCUCGUAAAAGUGGAGUUCUGAAUUUGUCAAAUCGUGGCAUUGCUGAAAUGCCUGAUAUUGUAUGGAAUAUAACAAGUUUAACAGCUGAAGAAACAAAAGAAUUGUCAGUGUCAAUUGAUUCAAGUGAAGAUGACAAGUGGUGGGAUUAUGUUGAUCUAACAAAGUUAGUCCUUGCAUCAAAUACUUUAAGAUAUGUUUCACCAGAUAUUUCUAAUUAUAAACGUCUGAAUGUGCUUGAUUUGCAUGAUAACUGCUUGUCUGACUUACCUUCCAGUGUUGGAGAACUUACUUGCCUUACUAAACUGAAUAUUAGCCGAAAUCAGUUUGAAGUUUUACCAGAUUGUAUUUUUUCUCUAAAAUCUUUGAAGUCUCUUCAGGCCCAGCAUAACAAGCUGCAUCAUUUAAAUGAUGAUAUUGGAAAUUUAUCAUUUUUAGAGGAAUUGGAUUUGUCAUACAAUAAUUUGAAAAAACUUCCUCACUGCAUUGGUUUUCUUUCAAGAGUUACCUUCUUAAACUUAUCAAAUAACGAAUUGGCACAAUUGCCUGUAGAAAUGGGUGAUAUGAUGGCUUUAAAACAUCUUGAUCUUUCAAAGAAUAAGCUAAAAUCUUUGCCAUCUUUAAUGGAAAUGUUACAUCAUUUAGAACAGCUUUAUAUUCAGCAUAAUAAUAUCACAGAACUACCCAUAUUAACUAAUUGCAAAUCACUAAAGGAAAUUCAUGCUGGUUUUAAUUCUAUUAAAACAUUAUCAACUGAAUUCUUAGAAGCAAUAUCAAAUAUUAAACUUCUGGAUCUAAGAGACAAUAAAAUAUCUGAAAUUCCAGAUACUAUUUGUUCUUUGCAAGCUUUGGAGAGACUUGAUAUUUCAAAUAAUGCUCUUUCUAGCUUGCCUUUUACAUUGGGUACCUUACCUCAUUUAAAAUUUCUAUCAAUUGAUGGUAAUCCAAUGAGAACUAUUAGAAGAGAUAUUAUUCAAAGAGGAACUGUUCAACUUUUAAGAUGGCUUCGUAGUCGAAUUGAAGAUCCAUCGCUUGUGAGAAAUAUGUCUCGAUUGUCUUGUGAAGUAGAUGGUGCUCAGAAUAAUACUUCAAAUUGUGAUGUUGACAAGUAUGCAGUGAAGUCUACCAGAUCAUUGCCUUUAAGCAAUAAAAAUAUGACAUCCAUCCCAAAAGAUGUGAUAGAAACAGCCAGAGAUGCUGAGGUUACUACCGUAGAUCUCAGUAAGAACAGUAUUACCAGUAUUCCUGAUGAAUUUGAAAUGGUUCUAUCUAAAUUAACAGAACUUAACCUUGGUUAUAACAAAUUGAAUAGCAUUCCUUCAUUUAUUGGGCUUGGGCAGCAUUUGCAGUACUUAGAUUUAAGAAAUAAUCAGUUACAGACCUUACCUGCCGAAAUUGCAAACUUAUCUUCACUUAGAGAAAUCAACAUUUGUUACAAUAGGUUCCACUCGCUACCCAGUGCUUUGUAUGGCUUGAAAAAAUUGGAAAUAAUUUUAGCAUCAGACAAUCAAAUAGAAGAUAUUGAUGCAAAUGGAUUAUCUCAGAUACCAACUCUUGCUGUACUUGAUCUACAUAAUAAUAGUAUUAAGGUUGUCCCACCAGAACUUGGGAAUCUAAGGCAGUUAAGAUCCCUUUUGCUUGAUGGAAACUUGUUUCGCAAUCCCAGGCCUGCUAUUCUUUCAAAGGGAACACCAGCCUUGUUAGAAUUCUUACGGAGUCGUAUUCCUCAAAGUUGAGACUCAUAGCUCUUAUGUUCUUUUCUAUUUUGAAUAAUGUCUGUGAUAUUUAAUUAAUUUUUGAAUUUACUGAAGAUGUCUAAUUUUAAUUGAUUUUUUUUAUACUUUUCUUUUACUUUUUUUAUGAAGAUUUAUUACAAUUGAUUUCAGGGUCCUUUGAAAAUUACACUCAAAGAUGAUUUUAUUUAUACUAAUUAUUUUAUGUUAAUUUUCUCUUUUUGGUGUGGAAAAAUAUUGCAUACUUAAUUUUCAAUAUAAUUAAAUUCAUUUUAAGUUGAUCAAACAUAUAUAAAAUCAUAAAAUUUUUUGAUUUAUUGAGCAGUUAGAAUUAAUUUAUGUUGUUUGUCUCUUAUUUAAAUAUUUAAUCAGUAAAUACACUUUUCAAAAUGAUGAAAAAGUUGUUUUGUGUAGAUUUAUUAAUAAACAAAACACUUUUCUGGAAGUUUUCCUUGCUAUGCCCAAGCAGUUAAGGUUUUCAAGCAUGGUUAAAAUUAAUAUAUACUGAUGAUCAACUACAUUCUGUCCACACAAUAUGCAAGUAAACUUGCUUUUAGCUUGUCACAUUUUGGGGCAUUAUUCCCCGAUUAGAAUAUCUCAAGUGAAAAAAACUUGGAAGAUAAAUAUCACUAAAAUAAAGUAUAUCUGCACACUGUAAUUAUUUUAUGAAAUAUAUAAAUAAUCAAGAAAAGGAUUUUUGAAGCAUAUUUUGGAGUAGUAAAUUAGGAAGAUUUAGCAUUAUAUAUAUAUGUGUGAUUAAUGAUAUACAGCCACAUAAAUAACCUUAACCCUUUCAGUAAUAGUAGAAAACCACCUAAAACCACUUUUUUAGGAGCUUUUUUUCUUUGUCAAAUGGCCAUGUUUUGAUGUUAUAUUAAGAGAUAAAAAAGUGCUUUUAGCAUCAGGUAACCAAUAGCCCCAUCAGCUUUAUUUAUUUUAAUGGUAUUAUACAUUAAUUUCAAUUGCCUUUAUUUUUAAAAAGAAAAGUAAAUUUCUUCAUGCAUUUGGAAGACUGAAAAGAUGAGACAAAAUGUUAAUUUUCUCUGUUCCCCAUUUUUAUUAUGAAAUCAAAAAAUAUUCCUAAAUAAUUUUCAGAAUUUAUUUAUAGUAUUCACCCAUAUAUUAUUCAUGUGUUAUAACAAUUUAUAUUUUUAAAAAGUUUACUAUGAAGAAACUUUUCUUACCUUCUUAAACACUACUUGACCAUUUUAUGGCUUUGUAAAGACUGAAUCCCCCUAUUACCAUUCAAUAGAAAUAAAAGUUACCUAUAAAUGAUGCUUAAAACUCUUUGUUAGAGAGAUGAGACAUAUGAGUGAUCGUUGUAAAAAUAACUUUUAUCAGGGUAGCACAAAUUAUUCAGAAUUUUGAUGCCAUUCAAAUUUAUUUAGUCUUUCAUUGAAAAAUAAAUUUUGAUCUCUCUGAUAUUUAUCAACUUAAUUUAAUCUAUAGAGCAACUAUUAUAUAAACUUUCAUUCAAAUUGUUUACUUCAUUUUUUUAAACGUUUGCUGUGCAAGGAAGUCACCUUUUUUGUUUUCAUUUAUACUAGUGUUAAUUUUCUAAUGUUACAUAUUUCCUCUUCUGAACAUUUUUCUUUUAAUGACCUGAUGAUAUAAAUUGGUAUAUCUCUCUUUUUGUAACUCGUAGUUGUCUUUUUUAUUAUAAAUAUUUAAUAAAUUCUUUAUAUUCUAAUAUUGCAUGUUGACACAUAUACUGUUGAACUUUGAUUUUAUGUGUUUCUUCAGGUCUUUGUUGCAUUUUACAUUUGUCACAAAAUAAAUUACUUGUGACAUAAUUUUUUAUUUAUUUAGAUACAUUUAAAACCAUUAAUAAUAAAAUUUAGUCCAUAGAAACUGUUACAUCAAAGUUUUUUCUUAACAUAUUUUACUGUAUUACAUAUUAUACAGAAAGGUUUUUCCUAUAAUAAAGAAUAGAAUUCAAUAAAGGAUAGAACUUGUUUUCAUUAUAAUAUAUAAAUUUCUGUAACAAUUCCUUGAAACUGUUAUAGAAAGGCUAUUAAUUUUUUGAAUGAUAGCAUUGUCUUAAUGUCAACAUUAAAAGCAUUAAUGGGACAGAGUCCUGCUGUUUGGAUUCAACACUCAUGCUUUCUACAAAAGUAAAAAUAUAUAUCUUCUGUUGAAAUAUUGCUAUUCUUCUAUUUUAUGAAAGUUCAUGUUAGCACUCGAAACUCAAACAUUUAUUCUGUAUGUAAAAUAACAUAUAUAUUCCAAAUAUGAUGUAUUAUUAUUAGUAAAUGCUGUGAUUUUACAUUGUAAAAUUAUAAAUUGCUUUUAUAUUUAUUAGUUUUUUAAUCUGAGCAAUGUAUUCAUAUUUUUCUUGAUUAUUUCUUAUUUUAUUAUUAUUGCAUUAUAUUUU